Drepanopeziza brunnea f. sp. 'multigermtubi' MB_m1 is the source of this 582-nucleotide messenger RNA. RefSeq names its product 60S ribosomal protein uL6. Gene Ontology annotation, biological process: cytoplasmic translation. Gene Ontology annotation, cellular component: cytosolic large ribosomal subunit; ribosome. Lineage: Eukaryota; Fungi; Ascomycota; Leotiomycetes; Helotiales; Drepanopezizaceae. Gene Ontology annotation, molecular function: structural constituent of ribosome; rRNA binding. The record is from RefSeq and is a predicted model, not a curated record.
AUGAGAUACAUUCAUUCCGAAGAGACCUUGACCGUCCCCGAGGGUGUCAAGGUCACCAUCAAGUCUCGCCUUGUCACCGUUGAAGGACCACGAGGAAAGCUCACCAAGAAUCUGAACCACCUGGCCGUCAACUUCUCUCACCCAAAGAAGGAUGUCAUCAACAUUGAGCUGCACCACGGUGCCCGUAAAAACGUCGCCACCCUCCGCACAGUCCGCACGCUCAUCAACAACCUGAUCAUCGGUGUCACCAAGGGCUUCAAGUACAAGAUGAGAUACGUCUACGCGCAUUUCCCGAUCAACGUCAACGUAUCCCAGAACAAAGAGACUGACCUGUACGAGGUCGAGAUCCGAAACUUCAUCGGUGAGAAGAUUGUGCGCAGAAUCGUCAUGCAACCCGGUGUCAAGGUCGAGACAUCAAGCAACCAAAAGGACCAACUGGAGCUGUAUGGCAAUUCUCUGGAGGGUGUUUCCCAAAGCGCAGCCGAUAUCCAACAAAUCUGCAGAGUGCGCAAUAAGGAUAUCCGGAAGUUCCUGGACGGUCUGUACGUUUCGGAGAAGGGCAAUAUCGAGGAAGAAGCAUGA